AUGGCAUUAGUCGUAGACGUUAUUGAUAAUACGCCUGGAUUUACGCUUGUAGGAGGUGACCGAGAUUUCUAUCAUAAAUCUGUGGUUUUCGCGAACAAAGGAUUGGAUAUGGAAGUGGUAGGGAGAGGUUUCACAAUCUACAAAACCAUGGAUGUCUCCGGAAACAAAUUCGAAGGAGGUAUUCCUGAAUCCAUCGGUUUACUUAAGGAACUGAUUAUCCUCAACAUGUCAAACAACGCUUUCACAGGCCAUAUUCCACCAUCUUUGCUUGAAGGUCCAAUACCAAAAGCCACUCAGAUUCAGAGCCAGAACAUUUCUUCUUUCGCAGAGAACCCCGGGCUUUGCGGUCCUCCUCUCCUAAAAAAAUGUGGUGGAGUAGAACAUGAUGAAGACGAUGAAGAAAAGGAAGAGAAAGAUCAGGUACUGAGCUGGAUUGCAGCUGCAGUAGGCUAUGUGCCUGGUUUGUUCUGUGGACUCACCAUUGCCUACAUAUUCACUUGA
Messenger RNA from Camelina sativa (false flax), 501 nucleotides. The record is from RefSeq and is a predicted model, not a curated record. Lineage: Eukaryota; Viridiplantae; Streptophyta; Magnoliopsida; Brassicales; Brassicaceae.